This is a messenger RNA of Geodia barretti, 564 nucleotides long. NCBI's taxonomy places the organism in Eukaryota, Metazoa, Porifera, Demospongiae, Tetractinellida, Geodiidae. The record is from the annotation of a GenBank genome assembly.
CUGGAAGACAUUCGCUCCUCGUGCGAGCGAGCUGCGAGUGUUCGAGCAGCAGCGAUCGAAACUGACGCAGAUAUCGAGUCGCACGGAGAGCUCGCCCGCUUCAAGAAGGAGCUCACUGCCGCUAAGAGGAUCUCCAGGACAAGCGGGGGCAAGUUUGUCAAGGUGAAUAGGAUUUCUACGACAAGGUUGGACCCAUUACCAGACAGCGGCGAGCAUGGCGCCUAUCAUCGUCCUACCUGCGGGAACAAAUGUCAAGUAUCUCAGAUCUCGCCCCGCUCGCGGAGCCGCCUGCUGGACGACGCACAGUCUCUCGCGGUACCCUUGCCUCUGUUUCAACUAGAUGCCAGGCUCCGAUCUUCGGACGUUGACGUGGACGACAGACCUGCCCCCCUCCUCCUCCGGUGUCGAGAGAGAACUCUAAUCUAUUUCCACGUCCCCUGUCGAGAUACGCUCUCGUCACCAGGCCACCGCUCCCUGGCCCCUGCGGACGUCAAGAGUCUCCAGCAGGCACUGGACGGGAGGGAGAAGAUUGAUAUCGAGCUGCGGUGCCCUGAACACUGGUGA